AUGGCUGUGGCUAUGCUCUUGGCGGGGGCCCUAACCGGGUCGGAGCCAGGCCCCGCGGAAGAACUCGCCAAACUCGAGUAUUUGUCUUUGGUGUCGAAGGUUUGCACCGAGCUGGACAAUCACUUGGGGAUCAAUGACAAGGAUCUAGCUGAAUUUGUGAUCAGUCUUGCUGAGAAAAAUACCACCUUUGAUACUUUUAAAGCUUCUCUUGUCAAAAAUGGUGCAGAAUUCACAGAUUCUCUUAUUAGUAACUUGCUGCGUCUCAUACAAACCAUGCGGCCUCCAGCAAAGUCUUCUACCAGCAAAGAUCCAGUUGUUAAACCCAAAACUGAAAAAGAAAAGCUGAAGGAACUCUUCCCAGUCCUUUGCCAACCAGAUAACCCUUCAGUUCGGACCAUGCUGGAUGAAGAUGAUGUGAAAGUAGCUGUGGAUGUCCUGAAAGAACUGGAAGCUUUAAUGCCCAGUGCAGCAGGCCAGGAGAAGCAAAGAGAUGCUGAACACCGGGACAGGACAAAGAAGAAGAAGCGGAGUCGGAGCCGAGAUCGAGACCGAGAACGAGAUCGAGACCGAGACAAAGAUCUCUCUUUUGACAGAGAACGAGACCGAGAACGAGACCGAGAUAGAGACCACAAGCGGAGACACCGAUCCCGGUCUCGAUCACGUUCCAGGACCCGGGAGAGGAAUAAAGGGAAGUCUAGAUAUCGGUCCAGAAGUAGGAGUCAGAGUCCUCUCAAAGACAGGAAGGACCGGGACAAGUAUGGGGAGAGGAAUCUGGACCGAUGGCGGGAUAAGCAUGUGGACCGCCCUCCCCCAGAAGAGCCUGCCAUUGGGGACAUUUACAAUGGCAAAGUUACCAGCAUCAUGCAGUUUGGAUGCUUUGUGCAGCUGGAGGGACUAAGGAAGCGGUGGGAAGGCCUGGUGCACAUCUCUGAGCUCCGGCGGGAAGGCCGCGUGGCUAAUGUGGCAGAUGUUGUGAGCAAAGGCCAGAGGGUCAAAGUCAAGGUGCUGUCCUUCACUGGGACCAAGACCAGUCUGAGCAUGAAGGAUGUGGAUCAAGAGACUGGAGAAGAUCUGAACCCAAAUCGACGUCGAAACCUUGUUGGGGAGACCAAUGAGGAAACCUCAAUGCGGAACCCAGACAGACCCACUCACCUUUCCCUUGUCAGUGCCCCUGAAGUAGAGGAUGACUCACUGGAGCGCAAGCGCCUCACCCGCAUUUCUGACCCAGAGAAGUGGGAGAUCAAACAGAUGAUUGCUGCCAAUGUCCUUUCCAAAGAAGAGUUUCCAGACUUUGAUGAAGAGACUGGCAUUCUCCCUAAGGUGGAUGAUGAAGAAGAUGAGGACCUUGAGAUUGAACUGGUUGAGGAAGAACCUCCAUUCCUGAGAGGGCACACCAAGCAAAGCAUGGAUAUGAGCCCCAUCAAAAUUGUUAAGAACCCUGAUGGCUCCCUGUCCCAAGCAGCGAUGAUGCAGAGUGCCUUGGCCAAAGAAAGGCGGGAGCUCAAGCAGGCCCAACGGGAAGCCGAGAUGGAUUCCAUUCCCAUGGGACUCAACAAACACUGGGUCGAUCCUCUUCCUGAUGCGGAAGGCAGGCAGAUUGCUGCCAACAUGAGGGGUAUUGGGAUGAUGCCCAAUGACAUUCCGGAGUGGAAGAAGCAUGCCUUUGGGGGCAACAAAGCUUCUUAUGGAAAAAAGACCCAGAUGUCAAUCAUUGAGCAGAGGGAGAGCCUGCCUAUUUACAAACUGAAGGAGCAGUUGGUUCAGGCUGUUCAUGACAAUCAGAUCCUGAUUGUUAUUGGAGAGACAGGAUCUGGGAAGACAACGCAGAUCACCCAGUACCUGGCAGAGGCAGGCUACACUUCUAGGGGCAAGAUCGGGUGUACCCAGCCCAGAAGAGUGGCAGCCAUGUCAGUGGCCAAAAGGGUGUCAGAGGAAUUUGGUUGUUGCCUAGGCCAAGAGGUGGGCUACACCAUUCGAUUUGAAGACUGCACUAGCCCUGAAACAGUCAUCAAGUACAUGACGGACGGGAUGUUGCUCAGAGAGUGCCUGAUUGACCCUGACCUCACUCAGUAUGCCAUCAUCAUGCUGGACGAGGCACAUGAGAGGACAAUUCACACCGAUGUACUCUUUGGAUUGCUGAAAAAGACUGUUCAGAAACGACAGGACAUGAAGUUGAUUGUCACCUCAGCCACCUUGGAUGCAGUGAAGUUUUCCCAGUACUUCUACGAAGCUCCCAUCUUUACCAUCCCAGGUCGGACAUAUCCAGUGGAGAUACUUUACACCAAGGAACCUGAGACAGAUUAUCUGGAUGCCAGCCUGAUCACUGUUAUGCAGAUUCAUUUAACGGAGCCACCAGGUGAUAUCCUAGUCUUUCUGACUGGUCAGGAAGAGAUCGAUACUGCUUGUGAGAUCCUGUAUGAAAGGAUGAAAUCCCUCGGACCUGAUGUUCCAGAGUUAAUUAUUCUCCCAGUGUACUCUGCUCUUCCCAGUGAGAUGCAGACCCGGAUCUUUGACCCAGCUCCCCCUGGCAGCAGAAAGGUCGUGAUUGCCACCAACAUUGCAGAGACAUCGCUGACUAUCGACGGCAUCUAUUACGUGGUGGACCCUGGAUUUGUGAAGCAGAAAGUUUACAAUUCCAAGACAGGGAUCGACCAGCUCGUGGUGACACCAAUUUCUCAGGCUCAGGCAAAGCAACGAGCUGGCAGAGCUGGGAGAACGGGCCCAGGGAAGUGUUACCGGCUGUACACUGAACGUGCCUACCGAGAUGAAAUGCUGACCACCAAUGUGCCAGAAAUCCAGAGAACCAACUUAGCAAGCACAGUGCUGUCACUUAAGGCCAUGGGCAUCAAUGACCUGUUAUCCUUUGACUUCAUGGAUGCCCCACCAAUGGAAACCUUGAUCACAGCCAUGGAGCAACUGUAUACGCUGGGGGCCCUGGACGAUGAGGGCCUGCUAACUCGCCUGGGCCGCAGGAUGGCAGAGUUCCCUCUAGAGCCAAUGCUAUGCAAAAUGCUCAUCAUGUCUGUGCACCUGGGCUGCAGUGAGGAAAUGCUGACCAUCGUAUCCAUGCUGUCUGUGCAGAACGUCUUCUACAGGCCCAAGGAUAAACAAGCCCUCGCAGAUCAGAAGAAGGCCAAAUUUCACCAGACUGAAGGGGACCACCUCACCUUGCUGGCUGUGUACAACUCCUGGAAGAACAACAAGUUCUCCAACCCGUGGUGCUAUGAGAACUUUAUCCAGGCUCGUUCCUUGCGCCGGGCCCAGGACAUUCGCAAGCAGAUGUUAGGCAUAAUGGACAGACACAAGCUGGAUGUGGUCUCCUGUGGCAAGUCCACAGUCCGAGUGCAGAAGGCCAUCUGCAGUGGGUUCUUCCGCAAUGCUGCCAAGAAAGACCCACAGGAGGGUUACCGGACACUGAUUGACCAGCAGGUGGUCUACAUCCACCCUUCCAGUGCUCUCUUCAAUCGACAGCCAGAAUGGGUAGUGUACCAUGAGCUGGUGCUGACCACAAAGGAGUACAUGCGUGAGGUCACCACCAUCGACCCCCGGUGGCUUGUGGAGUUUGCCCCAGCUUUCUUCAAGGUCUCUGACCCAACCAAGCUAAGCAAGCAAAAGAAGCAGCAGCGUCUUGAACCCUUAUACAACCGCUAUGAGGAGCCCAACGCCUGGAGAAUAUCUCGGGCCUUCCGGCGGCGCUGAAAGGCACACUUGUCCUUUGGCCUCUUCUGUAGCCCAGGCUUGGACUUACUCUUUUAGAGGGAAAGCUGGACCCAAGGAUGCAGCUCUUCUGUGACUGAAGAUCUUAACUGGACAUUUUCUAAACCCUACUUUCAUUUCUUCUCUGGAUGGUAAAAUAGAAACAGAGACGUAAACCUGGUAUUAACCAGAACCUCCAUCCAGUUCUUGCCACUCCAAGUCUUGGGGCUGGUCCGGGGCUCAUAGCCAACAGCACGACACAUUGCAUCAUCUUCAAGAAAGCAGCAAAGUGUGCAGCCCUGUGAUGGGAAAGGGAGGUGAACUCCUGGCACGGCUGGAGCUCUCCGGAGGAGGGAGCUGCAGAGAGGCUCACCUGGUGUUGGCCCCACUUCCUGCCCCUCUCCAGCCCCUGUACUUCAGCUUGACCUCCUAGAAAUAUUUAUUUUCUUAAGGAAACAAAAGUGGUUUUCUGUGACCAUUUCUUUUAGCUGAAAGGGUUUUUACAUUGGCCUGGGUGCAGGCUGAGGGAGAUUUGGUGUCUGUGGCUGAGGCCACAUGGUGGAGAAUCUCCUGAAACCAGAAGCUGGCCUCUUCAGCUCAGACGUGAUGCACAGCCCAGCCCUCCAGUCUUACCUGUCAGCACCAGCUAGCCCAGCUCUGCCAGGGGAUUGCCUGGGAUUAACCACAUCCAGCUCACAGAGCACUGGAUCUGGGCGCCUGAGUGGUUGCAGAUGCUGCGUUUUGAACACAGAGGCUCCCUCUCCUACCACGCAGUGUGCAGUGUGGUCAGAAUACUUUUGAAGGAUGCUAAGUAACAACACAGCCUUUAUUUCAUUUUUGUCCCUCCCCUCCACUGGACCCCAGUGGAUUUUAACAAAGGGAAUUCAUGGUGAGUGCCUCCCCUGCCCCACCCCAAACAGAAAUGAGCAUAACACCUCUCAGCCAGCUCCAGUCUGGGCCCACCAGCUGCCUUCUGGGCCUUGUUCUUGGUGGCUUUUUCCUAGCACUUGGUUGGGAAUGGCCACUUCCGAGGGUAUGUCACAGUGGAGGAGGCCCCAUAUGUAGAUCCUCUGGCUAAGUUGUAGAACUUCUGGGAAGAUCUAGAUGUGGAGUUUGUAGAGAAGCCCAGUGUCUCCUCCCCAUCACCAUCUUGAAAUUUUGUAAAAAAAAAAAAGAAAAAAGAAAAAAAAGAAUUGUAUGCCAGAUAUUAAAAGGGACUUUACUACA
Tupaia belangeri chinensis (Chinese tree shrew) is the source of this 4923-nucleotide messenger RNA. RefSeq names its product DEAH-box helicase 8 (gene DHX8). The record is from RefSeq and is a predicted model, not a curated record. The transcript has 23 exons. Gene Ontology annotation, cellular component: intracellular anatomical structure; catalytic step 2 spliceosome. The coding region runs from base 1 to 3699 and encodes 1232 amino acids. Gene Ontology annotation, molecular function: ATP binding; RNA binding; RNA helicase activity. Gene Ontology annotation, biological process: mRNA splicing, via spliceosome; spliceosomal complex disassembly. NCBI's taxonomy places the organism in Eukaryota, Metazoa, Chordata, Mammalia, Scandentia, Tupaiidae.